AGAGCUGGAGCCCAGCAGAGCCCUGGGCAUGUGGGGCUACCUGGCCCUGCUGCCUGCCUUCCUGGCCCUCUGGGCAGCCACCAGCAUCUGGACUGUGAUUCUCCGUUACCACCAGUUCCGGGACUGGGGCGUCGGGAAGUGGUUUAACCAGCUGAUCCUCUGGUCAGGGCUCCUCUGUGCCUUCGGCACCUCCGUGGUGGGCAAUUUCCAGCAAAAGAACCAGCUGGCCACGCACCUCACGGGCGCCUUCUUGGCCCUCUUCGUCGGCCAUGUCUACUUCUGGCUGCAGCUCUUUCUCUCCUGGAGGAUGAAGAGCCUGCCCCAGCCCGGGGCCCCGUGGAUCGGGCCGCUCCGCCUGCUCCUCUGCAGCCUCUGCACCGUCCUCUUGGUGACCAUGGUCAUCCUGCACACCAGCCUGCAGCGCUCCGCCGCCGCCGUCUGCGAGUGGGCCGUGGCCAUGCUGCUCUUCCUGCUCUUCGGCCUCCUGGCCGUGGACUUCUCCGGCCUGGAGGGCUGCACCCUGUGUCUCCGGCCGGGGCCCAGCCUCAGCCUGCAGCCCGCCUCCCCCGUCUCCCUGCAGACCUCGCCGCCGCCGCUGCCGCCGCUGGCCCAGGCACUCUGA
Molecule: messenger RNA, 622 nt
Organism: Myotis lucifugus (little brown bat)
Lineage: Eukaryota; Metazoa; Chordata; Mammalia; Chiroptera; Vespertilionidae
Gene: TMEM150B
Product: transmembrane protein 150B
Exons: 5
Coding region: 29-622 (197 amino acids)
Source: RefSeq, a predicted model, not a curated record